This is a messenger RNA of Pseudovirgaria hyperparasitica, 526 nucleotides long. RefSeq lists its product as uncharacterized. The transcript has 2 exons. The record is from RefSeq and is a predicted model, not a curated record. Bases 122 to 415 code for a protein of 97 amino acids. Lineage: Eukaryota; Fungi; Ascomycota; Dothideomycetes; Acrospermales; Acrospermaceae.
AGGCAAGAGCACGGAUCGUUUAUACGAAGUUUGAAUGAAUAAAAGUUCACGCAACUACAAUCAUAUUAUUUUCCUUUCCUAACAUCAGACGAACAUUCGAUUGAUAAUCCAUCUGCUAGAAAUGAGUCUGAUCGCACUGGGUAUGGACAAAACCCGUUUCACAUUGCUUGUGUGCUCAAUCAAAGGACUACCAUCUGCUCCGCCUACCGCAUAUGUUUCUUUGACGUUGUUCUCGUUAUGCAUGAACGAGUGUGCAUCUCAAGUCACCCCCUCGCUUUGUAUUCACUGGGGCUCUUUAUUUUUGGGUGUCCUCAGCACAACGUACGCAUGCCUUUCACUCGCCUUGACUUCAUUGUCAGGCACAAAGCCAGUCCAUCAGGACCAUUGUUUCGUCUCCGGCGCAUGUUCUGAAUAAGCUCGAGUCACAAGGAACAGAGAGCAGCGCGCCUAUAUACAUAUGUCGUCCCGUACGAGCGCUCUGACUCCGGAUAUUGCUCUCGCUACGCUACGCCAGAGCGGGACUCGA